CUGCUCGGUUUUGUGGUGGUCUCGGGCAUUUUAAUGAGCUAUGAGGCGUUUAUAAACACAUGUUAAUUCAGUUCAGCAUAUUUGCUGUGUCGGUGUGCCUGACUGGCUUGGCUGCUGGACAAAAACGUUGUGCAGAAAAAAGCGUAGCCUGGAGGCUUAGCAUGAUUCAACACGUCCUGCAGAGAGCGAGAGAUUUCUGUAGAAAGAUCUGUCGAUGCCAGAGGCCUGUCAGGAACCUCCUGGUGAGCUUGAAAGUUAUCGUUACUAACCUACACACAAAUCUAGAAAUCUAGUGGCUACUUUUUAAAAUGUAAAGAGACUCCAAGCGCUGUCCGGUUUGACUGGCUGGGCUGGAUGGUCUCCAUGGUCUCCUGUGGUCCGGCUCAGGUGAGUUGAAGGGGCGUUGUUGGUGGUGUGGCUGGAUUUCAGAGGCGUGGGCCAGAAACGCGACCACAGCGCACAGAAGGCGGAACGAAGUCUUGAGCGGACUCCUCUCUCUCUCUCAGCACCACGCUGAGCGGCUGAACUGAAAAGUGGAAACUGGUCGGUAGAGAAGCGACGCGGUGAAGCUCAAGAGCCCAGCAGUCUAAACAGCUAAUGCAGACCAGACAACGGCCUUCCUCGACUGAGAAAAUGAUCAUGAUACUGACUCUGCAGGUCUUCACUCAAUGCUAACCCUUCUCCUCAUGCUCUUAGUGCCAUGGCCUUUGUCCCCCUCUCCUUCCCCUUGGACCCCAGUGAAGAAAUCUCUGCGUGGCUCUCCAGUCUCCACCUGCCUCAAUAUGCCUCCAACUUUACCCAGGCAGGUUACUGCACCCUGGGAGACUGCAGGGGUCUGACCGAGGAGAAGCUCCUGAACAUGGGGUACUUCCCCACAGGCCAUCGGCGGAGAAUACUCCGCAGCCUGGAGGUUUUCAUGGGCGGGGAAGGAUCUGAUGAGAGGAAACCUGUCCCUUUACCUAGAAGUAUUUUCCUUAAGGAUGGCAAGAGAGUAGUCCGUUGUCAAUUUUCACAGAAAAGCAGCACUGCAGAAAACAAAAUCCUGUCUGGAACGCGGAGUCUUCCUGCAAGGACUUGUGAAGAGAUGGUGACUAAUAAUGACUCAGGUGGACCAAUCACAAAGUUGUCUAUGGCUGUCCCCCACACACUUCCAAGGAGACUACCCAAAGCAGCUUCCUCAGGCUCCAGCUCCACCUCUUUGCACAGCAGCGCCGAAUCACUGUCACUUUCCUCCCACUCUGCACCUUCUGAUUGGGAGAACUCAGAGGAGCCUGCUUCUUCCAUAGCAGGGCAUAUUCCAGGUGUGAAAGGAGACUUCCCCUCAGAAGAAUCCCUUGAAGCGUUUCAGGGAGAGAUGGUGGAUAAUGAUAUAUAUGAGAGCUCUUACACUGUUAAAAGCACUGGCCCCAGAAAAACGUACUCCUACAGGUUGCGACACCGGCCUGUGCCAGAAAUUCCAGAACGUACCAUCAUACCAUCACAUGAGUGGAGUGUGUGUGCAAAAACCAGCACUGAACAGCAGAGUGGCACUGAGGCCCCCAGCGGCCCAACCGGAAGACAGAAAGCCCCUCUUCAAAGGACACUGUCCCCAAUCACUCCUUAUGGCGAGUUAUACCUCUACAACAAAGACAGUGCAGAAAACAAACUAGACAUGGGUGCAGAGAAUGUAUUCAGACAAGAAGCAAAGGAGAAGCUGAAACAGAAGAAGUCGAGGAAACAUCACACCAGGCAGAAAGAGAAGGUGACAGAGAGCAUCAACAGGCCAGACUUUUCUCUCCAGGGCAACACUGUUGUCUCCGAUGAUGGUUAUUCACUGAUUCAGCCAUCCUUGCAGAGUCAGGACGUGGCCAUUGAAAGUUCUUCAAAUACAGCUAUGUCUCCUAAGCUUCUCCCACAGACUCAACCGCCUGCUAAGCCCCCUCCACAGAAUCCAUGGCCAUUGGCUGGAGUUCAUCAUGUGAGUGCCAUCUACAGUGAGCCAGUGGACACUCUGUCUGGACUAGUGAAGCGCACUCUUCCUGCUCACAGUGAAAUGACUAUCUCGCCAUAUGCCUGCUUCUAUGGAGGCCCCCAUAGUUCUGUCAAAAUGGGCUGGCUGGACAAGCUCUCUCCUCAAGGAAACUGUGUCUUUCAGAGAAGAUGGGUCAAAUUUGAUGGAGAGAAUCUUACUUACUAUAACAACGACAAGGAGAUGUACUCGAAAGGUCUGGUUCCUCUCUCAGCUGUGAGGCUGGUGCGAUCUGUAGGAGACAACAAGCUGGAGGUGGUCACUUCACAAAGAACGUUUGUGUUUCGAGCAGAAAAAGAAGGAGAACGUCAGGAUUGGCUGGAGGUUCUACAGUCUGCUCUGAAGUCCCGCUCCGCCAUUUCCCACAAGCCCUGCAAACACAGCUCCAGCAAGAGCGGCAGUGUGGAGCUGCGUGGCCACAAAGGCAAAGUGUACCUCAGCCUCACGGGAACCAAAGUCAGACUCUGCAAAACAGAGCAGGACUUUAACUCUGGAGUGGCCAUUGCUGUAGUAGACCUGACUGCUGCCUGUGUUAAACAUGUGGAUCGCAGAAGCUUUGAGAUCAACACUCCUUUCAGAUCCUUCUGUUUCACAGCGGAGUCAGAGCAUGAGCGUGAAGAGUGGAUCGAGGCAGUGCAAGAAUCGAUCGUUGAGACACUGUCCAAUUAUGAGGUGGCCGAGAAGGUUUGGUUCAACCAGUCGAACAGGAACUGCGCCGACUGCAAAGCAAGAAACCCUGAGUGGGCCUCAAUCAACCUCGGAGUGGUCAUCUGUAAAACGUGUGCAGGUCAGCACCGCUUUUUGGGCUGCAGUAUCUCUCAGGUCAGAAGUUUGAAGUUGGACAGCACCAUCUGGACCAAUGAACUGGUGGAGCUGUUUUUAGCUGUUGGAAAUGAGAAUGCCAACAGCUUUUGGGCUGCGAAUCUUCCACCAGAGGAGGAGCUUCACAUGGGGGCGACACCAGAGCAGCGUGCAACCUUUCACCGCAGGAAGUACAGAGAGAGGAAGUACAGAAGAAUUCUAGAGGGACUCUACCGCCAAGAGGAGCUAAACCAGGCUCUCUGCUCAGCAGUCCUCCAGUCAGAUGUGUUGGUGACCAUGGCCCUGGUGUUUAGCGGGGCAGAUGUGAUGUGUACUACAGGUGACCCUGAUUACUCCACUCCAUAUCUAUUGGCUCAGAAAGCAGGACAGAGACUACAGAUGGAGUUCCUCUAUCACAACCAGCUCUCAGAAUUUGCAAAGCUGGAGAUGGUGGGUGACAGUAGUUUUCCAGUAGAUGCUUCCUCUUUCAUGGACGGGUUUCUCUACUGUUCAGUCAACAUGCUCAAGAGCACCUUGGACAGGAAAGGAAGAGAUGACAUGGUUCGACGCUGGUGUACGUUGGAGGGUGGCUACCUCAGUUACUAUGAGAGUGAGAAAAGUGCAACAGCUAUAGGGAGAGUGGACAUUAAAGAGGUGGUGAGCCUGGCCAUCAGCAACACAGAGACCAUGACUGGAGCAGGGGCAGUGUUCACCUUUGAGAUCUACCUGCAGUCCGAGAAAGCGGUCAUGUUUGGAGCAGAGACUUCAGACACACAACGAGACUGGGCCCACGCCAUCACUAAGUGUUUUCUCCCUCUGAGUGUGGAGUCUUUGCUGAAGAAGGACUGUGAGCUUGUUGGUCGUUUGUACUACAAAGAGGGUCAUGACCUUUACCACUGGCGAAAGGGGUGGUUCUCUUUGAUCGGCUGUGAAUUAUUCUUUUGUCCUGAAGACGAACAUGUAACCGAGGGGCUUCUACAGCUCAAACGGCUGCAGGAACUCACUGUCUCUACACAUUUGGAAGGAGAGGAGAGUGUCCAGGUUCUGCUCAUGGUCGAAAGUGGCAGAACCAUUUACAUUCAUGGUUUUGCUAAGCAGGACUUUGCUCUGUGGCACUCUGCUAUCCAGUUGGCUGCUGGGAGGGAUGGCAGGGCACUAAGCAACCAGCAGCUGAGUAAAAAUGACGUCCCUAUUAUUGUCGACAGCUGUGUUGCUUUUGUCACGCAAUAUGGUUUAUGUUAUCAGGGCAUCUAUCAGAAGAAUGGUGACCCCAAACGUGUUGCCCAGCUUCUUGAGGAGUUUACCCAGGAUGCUCGGAAUGUCAAGCUUCGUAUUCAAGAUCAUCGGUUAGAGGACGUCACAGACACACUCAAAAGAUUCCUUUCCCAGUGUGAGGAUGCCCUUCUGGCCAAAGAGCUUUACCCUUACUGGAUUUCUACCUUGGAUGAAGAGAAUGAAAAGGACAGGAUUGAGAAGUACUCUACCUAUAUUCAGAGUUUACCCAAGAUAAGCAGAUCAACUCUUGCUGCGUUACUGCAGCAUCUGUACAGGAUCCAGAGCUGCUCUCACAUUAACCAGAUGAAGGCUCAGAGUCUGGCAUGUGUUUUCUCGUCCUGUCUUUUCCAGACAGAGGGACACACACCUCAGGAGACGCGUGUGGUGGAAGACCUCAUCAGUAACUACGCUCAGCUUUUCUCUGUCAAUGAAGAGCAAGUCAGGCAAAUGGAGAGAGAGAACUGCUUUAUCACGAGGUGGAAGGACACUACGUUCUCUCCAGCUGGUGACUUGAUCUUUGAGGUCUACUUGGAAAAGAAAGAGCCAGAAAACUGCUGUUUAAUCAAGGUCUCUCCAACCAUGAGUUCUGAUGAGCUGGCUGAAAGCACUUUAGAGUUGAAAGGCAUAGAGGCAGAUUUGCAGGAACUCUGGACCACAUUUGAGGUCAUCGAAAAUGGAGAACUAGAACGCCCGUUACACUACAAAGAGAAGGUUCUGGAGCAGGUUUUGGAGUGGAAUAAUCUGGAGGACCCCAGCUCAGCUUUUGUGCUGAUCAGAACAUUUCCUGUGUUCAAGAUGUCCCAUUGUAGUUCAGAAGGCCCGAUGGACGUCACUAAAGCAGAGCAGUUGAAGUUUAAAGAUGGCUCCACCAAACUGCUUUCAGUUCACAAGUUUCAGGACAGAUAUCUAGUAUUGCGGGACAAGAAGCUGCUACUCUACAAGGACUCAAAAAGCACAAAGCCAGAGAGAGAGGUUCCUGUGGAGUCUGUGAAAUGCUAUCUAGGCCUGAGAAAAAAGCUGAAACCAGCAAGCAGUUGGUGCUUUACUGUUUACACUCAAAAACAGCAAUGGUAUUUCUGCUGUGAAAGAAAAGAUUCUCAGCUGGACUGGGUUAUUUCCAUUAUCAGAAGCAAGCAUGGAGGAGACCUCUGGCCUAAAUUCAGAAACAGGAACAAGCAUUCAGUUCAACAGAGCAGUAGAGAGCAUGCUUUUACUCACCAGGGGUUAGAGAAUGCAACACGAAGACAAAGCAAGGAGGAUAACAGGAUGAUGUCCAGGAAUGUUACUUUCAAGACCGAGAACUCUGAUGAAGCUGAUAAGUAUAAAAUUGCUGGGCUAGAGAGCCAUUUAAAGUAUAAAGACCUAAAAGGGGACUCCAGAGUCUGCUCUUCUGGAGGAAACUACCCCCUCCCAAGAGACAGAAUGGCCUGUGAUGGACCUCCCCAAAUUCAGCAUGUACCCUCACACCCAGACAUGGGUAAUCACACCAAACCUCCACAAAAAAAAGCUAUGUUUGGCCAUACUCCAGGACAGAUGCCACAGAAUCUUCUCAAUGAACUGAACACUGUCCUCAACCAGGCAGGACGCAUUCACAAGGAAGAAAGCUGAGAGGAUUUUAAAAAAAAAUCUUGCAAGUUGUACUUCCUCAUGGCAAAGUGGAGGUCAAAAGUGCAAAAUGACUCUCAGAUCUCAGACAGACAAAAUAAAUCUGUAAAUAAUUAAAUAUUUAUUUCAUGCGUGCUCUGAGUGGCUAAAACCAAAGCAUUUUGGUUUUGUGAAAAAACAUUUCAGCUGGCCAGUCCAGUGGUAUGUUGCUGUUGUAAUGGCAGUGAGAGUGGCUAUGUGUACUGUCCAAGGGGCUCUCAAACUGAUUAAUAGGUCAAUCAUUAAAUUAAGUAGCCAUAUAUGGAUGGAUGUGCCACUGAUGUCACGUUAAUAAAUGGUCUUGUUUCUGAGGAUCAUGUAUAUAACUAAAAAAUAAAAUAAGUAUUACAUACAGACAAGGCUUUGCUAAUUUUAGACAAGCAAAUGUAGGGCAACUAUUGACAUAAUGCUAGCUUUUCUCUGCUUAAAUUGGGGUCUAGUUGAGGUCAGUUCAGACACUACUUUGAUGAUCUAAAACCAUGGAAGUGACCUUUUCAUAAAGGGAAAAUGUUUUCCCUUUUCCCAUUUCUUCUGGCAUUAAUGUUUCCUUAACCUAUUUUUCCAUCAAGAGAAGUAUAUUUUAUCAUAAUAUGUUACAAUAAGCAGAAUUCCAAGUCACCCAAAGCCACUGAAUAAUGAAUGUUCAUUUUAGAUGGUACACACAAACGUUUGUUGCCCAGUUUACUUUAAACAUUUAUUACCGCCAUUUUAUGUAGAUGAUGCAUCACUUAGCUGCUCACUGCAUUUCAUGUUCUUUUAAAAUAUUCUAAUCAUGUACUUACGGCUGUUGUCAAAACCUGUAAUGCAUUGUAUGACUCUGUGAGAUUGUAUAAAUAAAUGAAGCUAAAAGUUA
This is a messenger RNA of Pygocentrus nattereri (red-bellied piranha), 6581 nucleotides long. RefSeq names its product arf-GAP with Rho-GAP domain, ANK repeat and PH domain-containing protein 2 (gene arap2). Gene Ontology annotation, biological process: signal transduction; positive regulation of GTPase activity. The transcript is spliced from 33 exons. Gene Ontology annotation, molecular function: protein binding; phosphatidylinositol-3,4,5-trisphosphate binding; GTPase activator activity. Lineage: Eukaryota; Metazoa; Chordata; Actinopteri; Characiformes; Serrasalmidae. The coding region runs from base 701 to 5692 and encodes 1663 amino acids. The record is from RefSeq and is a predicted model, not a curated record.